Molecule: messenger RNA, 1118 nt
Organism: Penaeus monodon (black tiger shrimp)
Lineage: Eukaryota; Metazoa; Arthropoda; Malacostraca; Decapoda; Penaeidae
Product: G patch domain-containing protein 4-like
Exons: 5
Coding region: 32-610 (192 amino acids)
Biological process (GO): regulation of ribosome biogenesis
Cellular component (GO): nucleolus
Molecular function (GO): nucleic acid binding
Source: RefSeq, a predicted model, not a curated record
CUCGACAUCGCGUUCGCAUGAAUCCCCGGCUAUGAAUCCGCGAAUCCGCUACACGAACGUCAACAAACCCUCGUGGAUGUUGGUGUCGUCCACCAUGAAGGGGUCGGGCGCUGAUUUUGCUCACUCUCAGCUGGAGAAAUACGGGUGGAAAGAAGGAAAAGGAUUGGGAAAAGAAGAGAAGGGAAAUACAGAACCAUUGAAAGUUAAACUAAAGUUCGAUAACACUGGAAUUGGGCAUGAUGUUGGAGAAGAGUUCAAAUUCCACUGGUGGGACCAUGUGUUCAACAAAGCUGCUAAGAAUAUGUCAGUUGAUGAUAAGAAUGGGUCAGUGGAGAUCAUCAGGACAGAAGACUUACAAGUGAGCAAAAAACUAUCAGCAAAGAUGAAUAUGUAUAAUGGUUUUGUUAAGGGUGGGACUCUACAUAAAUCAGAAAUAUUGAAAGAUUCAGACAGUGAUUCAGAUGAAUCUGUAGAACGUGAUUUGUCCCACAAACUUACAGAUGAGGAGUUGUUUAAGCUCUGUGGAGGUCGUACAGCGCACAAAGGAGCACGUCAUGGCCUGAGCAUGUCAGCCAAAUUAGCAAGAGUGCAAGAGCAGAGCAAAAGCUGAUGGAAAAGUGGAAAAACACAGAAGAAGAACACACCAGACUGCUGACAGAGAAAUGUCAAACAGUCAGGAAGAGAAGAAGAAGAAAAAGAAGAAGAAAAAAUCAAAGAUGGAUACACAGAUGGAAGAAUCACUCGUCACAGAAGAGGUGGAAGUUCCAGAGGAAGAUGUAUCACUUGCUGCAGUUGGUGAAGGAGCAGAAGGGAAAAAGAAGAAAAAGAAAAAGAGCAAAGACAAAGACCCCUCAGAAAAUGAUGGGAUGGAUGAGACCGUAAGUAGCAUACCAGAAGAGGAAGCCGAGGGAACUCACAAAACCAAAAAGAAGAAAAAAUGAAAAAGGUAGACAGAAUGAAGAAUGCCCUCCAGUUGCGGAAAUCAUCACAGACAUUCAGGUGAAAAAGAAGCACAAAAAAUCAAAGUAUGUCCAGAGAGAUCCUGAAGAGGAACCAAAUUUCUAUGAGAAAGAAAAUAUGCAAGCAGAAGUAAAUGCAAAAGUUCAAAGCAGUGAAGA